This is a messenger RNA of Aspergillus homomorphus CBS 101889, 1488 nucleotides long. RefSeq lists its product as uncharacterized. Gene Ontology annotation, molecular function: arylformamidase activity. The record is from RefSeq and is a predicted model, not a curated record. NCBI's taxonomy places the organism in Eukaryota, Fungi, Ascomycota, Eurotiomycetes, Eurotiales, Aspergillaceae. Bases 246 to 1295 code for a protein of 349 amino acids. The transcript is spliced from 2 exons.
CUUGAGUUCUUGUAUUCAUCAUUGUGUAUUGUCUUGUCUAAAUAGAUAUUCUUAUAUAACGGCCUGCAGCUGUUUCCACCGCUCACCGGAAUUACUCCGAUUCCCCGCUUUCUCCACGACGCCCCUCAUCUCAUCAGCUCUUCUUCUGUCUCUCAUGCUCUCAUGCUGGUACUGUCCACCUUCGAACUUUUGAAAUUUUGUUUCGAAUAUACCCAUUCGCACCUUGUAUCGCUUAUAGCUCUACAAUGUCCGACUUCAACCCUCCCGAAACCUACGAUGACCUACCGGACAAGCGCCGAUAUUGGCCGGCGGCACCAGGCUCGCGCGAAGAAGGACUGGGCAUGCUCCGCUUGUUGACGCCGGAGGUGGUUGCCAACGCAGCGCGGACGCAGAUCCAGACAGGUGAGCGCGUCUGUCUGAACUGGGACCUCGAGAAGCUGAAUCCCCCGGGCUUCAACCGCAAGCCCUUCGAGCACAAAGUCAAGUGGGUAGCAGAGGGCGUCGCCUUCGACGACGAGUACCACUUUAACCCGCAGCAAUCGUCACAAUGGGACGGACUGCGUCACCACAACGCACCGGCCCCGCGCGACGACGGUAACACGACAACGACAACCGACGGCCCGGACGCCGACGCCGACCAGCAGCAGCAGAAACAACAGCAACAGCAGCAGGAACAGCUCUUCUACGGCGGGACAACAGCAGCCGAGAUCCUAGACCCGCGAUCCUCACGCAUCGGGAUCGGGCACUGGGCGAAACAGGGCAUCGCAGGCCGCGGAGUGCUGAUCGAUUACUACACCUGGGCACGGGAGCAACGAGGGGAGACGAUCAACGCGCUCAGCCAGACGGAGAUCUCGCUGGACGACGUGCAGACAAUCGCGCGGGAAUGCGGAAUCCGGUUCCAGCGCGGCGAUAUUCUGUUCCUGCGCGUCGGCCUGCCGGCCACGUGGGACGCCAUGACCGAGGCCCAGAAGGCGGAGUAUAGCCGCCAGCCCACGCCCCAGCAUGCCGGGCUCGAGCAGAGCGAGCGCGUGCUCCGCUUCCUCUGGGACAAUCACUUUGCUGCUGUCGCGUCUGAUGCUGUUAGCUUUGAGGUCUAUCCGCCCCGUAGACCGGAGUUCGAUCUCCAUCAUUUUCUACUUGCGGGGUGGGGGGUGCCCAUCGGGGAGAUGUUUGAUCUGGAUGAAUUGGCGGCUAUGUGUCGGCGUUUGGGACGCUGGACUUUCUUUGUGUCGAGCAGUCCGUUGAAUUGUGCGCAGGGGGUGUCGAGUCCACCGAAUUGUAUGGCGAUUUUUUGAUGGAGUGUCGAUGAUGAGGGGGUGUAGGCAAGGUAUUAUCGGUGGGUGGAAUGAUGAUAAGAGAUGAGAUAAGCACGGGUUCCGCGCCGCGCCUCGGCUCAAUCACUCAAUUUCCAUCGCGUCUCAUUUUUGAGGAUUCUCCAUUUACCAGGGAACCGAGCGUCUGUCGCGGGUUCAGCUGUCGUUUUCUUUC